AACCCCGCGAUUACCGAGGACCAAUACACGGACCACAACCUGCUACAGCUGUUGCACCGGACGGUCUUCCAUCGCCUGGAGCGGGCCUUUGACAUCAACCAGAACUUCGAACUGGCCGAGGUCAUUGCGCAGUGGUCUGACCUGACCUUUAUGCACUGCAGCUACUCGCUGUACACAUACACGGCCAUGCUCUCGCACUCGUACAUACACCUGGAUAGGAACCUUGACGAGAAACCCAACUCAUACCCCCACUUGUACACCCACGCCAAGGGCCCCAGAGACGAGCCACAGCUGCUGGUGCGACAGAAAGGGUGGGUGCGUGUGCUGUGUGUAAGUUUGUGGGUGUAUGGGUGGGUGUAUGAAUGA
Messenger RNA from Sphaeroforma arctica JP610, 366 nucleotides. RefSeq lists its product as hypothetical. The record is from RefSeq and is a predicted model, not a curated record. The annotation marks the transcript as partial. Lineage: Eukaryota; Ichthyosporea; Ichthyophonida. The transcript has a single exon.